AUGGCCCAAAGUUCCCGGGUGCGGUGGGAUUUAGGUGCACCCGGGUGGGUGAGCGGGGUCACGGCGGGAAGCGGGGCAGCUCCCGUGGCUCUGGGGUCAGCAGGCGAGUACGACUACGUGAGCUACCAGUCCGACCUGGGCCCUUACCCGGGCGGGCGCUUCUACGCCAAGCCCCACCAGUGCGUGGCCAUCCCCGCCGACCUGCGGCUCUGUCACAGCGUGGGCUACGACAAGAUGGUGCUGCCCAACCUGCUGGACCACGAGACCAUGGCCGAGGUGAAGCACCAGGCGAGCAGCUGGGUGCCGCUGCUCAACAAGAACUGCCACAUGGGCACCCAGGUCUUCCUCUGCUCCCUCUUUGCCCCCGUCUGCCUGGACCGGCCGGUCUACCCCUGCCGCUGGCUCUGCGAGGCCGUGCGCGACUCCUGCGAGCCCGUCAUGCAGUUCUUUGGCUUCUUCUGGCCCGAGAUGCUCAAGUGUGACCAGUUUCCCCAGGAUGAUGUCUGCAUUGCCAUGACGGCUCCCAACGCCACCGAGGUCUCCAGGCCCAAAGGAACGACUGUGUGUCCCCCUUGCGACAACGAGAUGAAGUCAGAGGCCAUCGUGGAGCACCUAUGUGCCAGCGAGUUUGCUCUUAAGAUGACCAUAAAAGAAGUGAAGAAGGAGAACGGGGACAAGGUGAUCGUCCCGCGGAAGAGGAAGGCGCUGAAGCUGGGGCCCAUCCGGAAGAAGAACCUGAAGAAGCUGGUCCUGUUCCUGAAGAACGGGGCUGACUGCCCCUGCCAUCAGCUGGACAACCUCGGCCACUACUUCCUCAUCAUGGGCCGCCAGGUGAAGACCCAGUACCUGCUGACGGCCAUCUACAAGUGGGACAAGAAGAACAAAGAAUUCAAGAAGUUCAUGAAGAAGAUGAAGUCUCCCGACUGCCCGACGUUUCCGUCCGUCUUCAAGUGA
Nipponia nippon (crested ibis) is the source of this 954-nucleotide messenger RNA. It is a transcript of the gene SFRP1, whose product is annotated as secreted frizzled related protein 1. Gene Ontology annotation, biological process: non-canonical Wnt signaling pathway; canonical Wnt signaling pathway. The record is from RefSeq and is a predicted model, not a curated record. NCBI's taxonomy places the organism in Eukaryota, Metazoa, Chordata, Aves, Pelecaniformes, Threskiornithidae. Gene Ontology annotation, molecular function: Wnt-protein binding.